This is a messenger RNA of Thermothielavioides terrestris NRRL 8126, 693 nucleotides long. RefSeq names its product glycoside hydrolase family 61 protein. The transcript has 3 exons. Lineage: Eukaryota; Fungi; Ascomycota; Sordariomycetes; Sordariales; Chaetomiaceae. The record is from RefSeq and is a predicted model, not a curated record. Bases 1 to 693 code for a protein of 230 amino acids.
AUGCAGCUCCUCGUGGGCUUGCUGCUUGCAGCCGUGGCUGCUCGAGCACAUUACACAUUUCCCAGACUCGUGGUAAAUGGGCAGCCCGAGGACAAGGACUGGUCGGUUACGCGCAUGACCAAGAACGCGCAGAGCAAGCAGGGAGUCCAGGACCCGACCAGUCCCGACAUUCGCUGCUACACGUCGCAGACGGCGCCUAACGUGGCUACGGUCCCUGCCGGAGCCACCGUCCAUUACAUAUCGACUCAGCAGAUCAACCACCCGGGCCCGACGCAGUACUACCUCGCCAAGGUACCGGCGGGGUCGUCGGCCAAGACGUGGGACGGGUCAGGGGCCGUCUGGUUCAAGAUCUCGACCACCAUGCCUUACUUGGACAACAACAAGCAGCUUGUCUGGCCGAAUCAGAACACGUACACGACGGUCAACACGACCAUCCCCGCCGAUACGCCCAGUGGGGAAUACCUCCUCCGGGUCGAGCAGAUCGCGCUGCACCUGGCCUCGCAGCCCAACGGGGCUCAGUUCUACCUGGCCUGCUCGCAGAUCCAGAUUACGGGCGGCGGCAACGGCACGCCCGGCCCGCUAGUCGCGUUGCCGGGGGCGUACAAGAGCAACGACCCGGGCAUUUUGGUCAACAUCUACUCUAUGCAGCCCGGCGAUUACAAGCCGCCCGGGCCGCCGGUGUGGAGUGGCUGA